Messenger RNA from Saccoglossus kowalevskii, 2196 nucleotides. Its product is annotated as nuclear migration protein nudC-like. Gene Ontology annotation, biological process: protein folding. Lineage: Eukaryota; Metazoa; Hemichordata; Enteropneusta; Harrimaniidae. Gene Ontology annotation, cellular component: cytoplasm. The record is from RefSeq and is a predicted model, not a curated record.
UCAAGAUGGCGGCUGCUCCUGAUGAACGCUUUGAUGGCAUGUUACUUCACAUGGCCCAGCAAUGUGAAGGUGGCGUACAAGAGUUAUUAGACAAUAUAUUUUCAUUUUUAAGAAGAAAGACUGAUUUUUAUGUUGGUGGUGAUCAAGGAGCUGCUGAAAAGUUAAUUAUAGAAAAAUUUAAAGACCAUCAAAAACUUGCUCGAGAUGAACAGAAAAAGAGGAAAGAUGAAGCAAUGGCAGCACAGAAGGCAAAGGAGGAGAGAGCUGCAAGAAUAGCAGAGAAGAAGAAAAAAGAGGAAGAAGAUGAGCCCAAAAUAAAGGAAAUAACAGAUGAAGAGGCUGAAGAAUUACAGAAAAAAAUAGAUGAGGGCAAAUCAAAUGUUGCAGUGAGUGAAAAUAACGAUGUAGCAACAAGCGCUGAAGAGAAAGUUGAACAGAAGAAAGAGGAUAAAAAGGAUGGAUCUGACUCUGAUGACGAGGCAGAUAAAGGUAAACUCAAACCAAAUGCAGGAAAUGGAGCUGAUCUACCUAAUUAUAAAUGGGUUCAAACACUGGAUGAAUUAGAGCUCCAUGUUCCCUUUAAAGUGACAUUUCCAGUGAAACCACGUGAUAUUAUUGUUGAUAUGAGUAGAAAGCAUUUGAAGAUUGGAUUAAAAGGACACCCUGCUAUCAUUGAUGGAGAGACAUUUAAUGAGAUUAAAGUAGAGGAAUGUUGUUGGGUUAUUGAAGAUAAGAAGGAGUUGGUACUUACUAUAGAAAAGGUAAACAAGAUGGAAUGGUGGAAUAAACUUGUAACAACUGAUCCGGAGAUAAAUACAAAGAAAGUACAACCAGAGAACUCUAAGUUAUCAGAUUUAGACGGCGAGACAAGGGGUAUGGUUGAAAAGAUGAUGUAUGAUCAGAGACAAAAAGAAAUGGGUUUGCCGACAUCAGAUGAGCAGAAAAAACAAGACGUUCUUCAAAAUUUCAUGAAACAACAUCCUGAGAUGGAUUUCUCAAAGGCCAAGUUUUCAUGAAGUCUGUCCGUCCAGCAUGUCAAGUCUCUUUCAACAGAUAUCAAACAAAAACAUUAGUAAGCUGAUAAAAAGAAAUGAAUACACGACUUGUCAAAAUAAGGAUUACUAAGUUGUAUAUAAUAUGGUUAAUAGGCAGUACUUGUUUCUGAAAAUCUUGAAUAAAAUAAAAUAAAAUUUUAUAUCGCUUUAAAUGUCAACUAUAGUUAAAGGGCGGUGGUCGUCCCGCUGCACAUGUGCUACAUUUGUGUUGAUAAACAUUGAUUUUCCCAUAAUCCAAUGCACUCUUCUUAUGGAAAUCACAAGUAUGAGGUUUGACCAAGGGGCGACUUGCACUAAUUACCACCGGUGACUCCUUCGAUACUUUCCAAUCACCUAAAAAAUACCUAAUUAAAGCUUGGUAACAUCUCAGUUUGUACUCGUUGAUCUGCGCAACAGUCAAAGUCCCCAUCUUUAUUUAUAUGAGACCCAUAUAUCUCGUGCAUGCCUGGCGCGACGACUACUGCCCUGUAACAGCAUAACCGGUGACAGUACGGGACAACGUCAAAAGAUCGAUGUCUGAUAAAAAACUUAAUUCCUUUAGUUUUUUUCCAAACCCCCCUACCCCCCACUGAAACUUAAUUGAUAAAUAUUGGUCAUGGCGUCAGACUACAUUCGCCAUUAAAUACAAAUUGAUAAUCAGACAGUAGUAUUGCAUAGCAGUUGGUUUUCGGGUGGGUGUAAAAAGAUUUUACAAAUGCACCUCAUUUGACGCACAAAUUUACACUCGAACCAAACCAUUUUUCUGUGUUUUUUUCCCUUUUCGGAUUUGAUGGAGUUUGGAGAAAACAUGUUUUUCUGUUCAACUGCGAGAUCUGCCGAUUUGAUUUUGAACUCUAAUUUCUUUACUUCAUAGCUCACAUCAAAAAGCCGACAUAUUGCGUUUGGAUACCCAUAAUUGACCACAAGCAAAUGUAUACAGCACAUUAAGCAUAGAAAUAUCCCCCAAAAUACAACCUUUGUUUGUCCUGUUUUUAAGUUCGCAGUGAACGGUAAAUGGUCUAUUGUUAUUAAUGUUGUUUUAAGUAGUAAUUAAUGGGACAAUAAAUCUCAGCCAUGCAUUGUUUAUGUAUUUUGCGUCUAUCAUGUUCUGCUAGUAGGAUUACUUUGUAGUGAAUAAAGUCUUGUCCUUUUUCUAACCAAA